UCAAACUCUUUCCUUUCCCAGUAAGUUGCUUUCGGUUUUCGCGACGUGUUGCGGUUCAAGUACUAGCAAAUUUUCGUAAAAUCCGUUGGAAAAAUGCAAGGAGUUGCAAUAUUCAUCGACGCAGAGAUCGAGGACCAGGCCCAAGAGCUGCGGAAGUUUUUUAAAAAGCUUGGUGCUGAGAUCAGCGAAGAAAAAUCCUCUAAGGGUAUUGAGGAUGAUUUACAUAAGAUCAUAGGCGUUUGUGACGUGUGCUUUAAAGAUCCAAACCCACAUACGGUGGAAGAGAUUGAUGCCGUUUUGAACAGCGUCGUGUCCAUUAUUGUUUCGAUUCCAUUGGAAAGAGGAGAAAAUUUAAUUCUGGCUUUUUGCGAAAAGAUGACGAAGGCACCUGAUCAAACUUUGGCUCGAGUUUGCCUGCAAUCACUUUGGCGUCUGUUUAGUAACUUGGAAGCCACUUCUCCAUUGCGAUAUCAUGUUUAUUACCAUUUGGUCCAGGUAGCUAAACAAGCAGACCAAGUCAAAGAAGUGUUUUCAGGAGUUGAUCAACUUAAGACACAGUUUACUCAAUGUCCACCAUCCAAUGAGCAAAUGCAAAAGUUGUACCGAUUGUUGCAUGAUGUCCUGAAAGACAGCAAUAGUGAGUUAGCCUCUAAGGUUAUGAUUGAGCUACUAGGAACCUAUACAGCGGAGAAUGCUUCGUAUGCACGCGAAGAUGCGAUGAAGUGUAUUGUUACGGCCUUGGCUGACCCAAAUACUUUUUUGUUGGAUCCCUUACUUUCUUUAAAACCGGUUCGAUUUCUGGAAGGUGAACUAAUUCACGAUCUGCUGUCAGUAUUUGUCUCGGAGAAGCUGCCAAGCUACCUUCAGUUCUAUAAGAAUCACAAAGAGUUCGUUAAUUCACAGGGAUUGAACCAUGAGCAGAACAUUAAGAAAAUGCGUCUGCUCUCAUUUAUGCAACUCGCAGAAAGUAAUCCGGAGAUGACAUUUCAGCAAUUGCAGGACGAGCUGCAAAUCGCUGAAAAUGAUGUGGAACCUUUCAUCAUCGAGGUACUGAAGACGAAAUUAGUUCGAGCUCGGAUGGAUCAGAAGGCUCGUAAGGUGCAUAUUUCCAGCACCAUGCAUCGGACUUUUGGAAGGCCACAAUGGCAACAGUUGCGCGAUUUGUUGUAUGCUUGGAAAGCAAAUCUUACCGUUGUUCAGGAAAACAUGAAAUCCGUUGCCGAAGCACAGGUUGAGCUAGCACAUAAGCAGUAAAUCAAUAAAUAAUUUAGUGAGUCUUCAAAGAAAAACAUUUUUUAAUCCACCUAGUGGUGUAAUUAUGCCUUUCUCAUAUUACUUAUAUUUUCCAAAGCAUAACUAGAAGAUUCUUUCGAGAUAUUCUCUUUCAAACUUGAAUAAAAUCGAAAACAUUCUUUUGGUAUAAACUACCAUAACCUUUUCAA
Molecule: messenger RNA, 1442 nt
Organism: Malaya genurostris
Lineage: Eukaryota; Metazoa; Arthropoda; Insecta; Diptera; Culicidae
Gene: eIF3m
Product: eukaryotic translation initiation factor 3 subunit M
Exons: 4
Coding region: 94-1254 (386 amino acids)
Biological process (GO): cytoplasmic translational initiation
Cellular component (GO): eukaryotic translation initiation factor 3 complex; cytoplasm
Molecular function (GO): translation initiation factor activity
Source: RefSeq, a predicted model, not a curated record